Misgurnus anguillicaudatus (oriental weatherfish) is the source of this 1974-nucleotide messenger RNA. It is a transcript of the gene wdr46, whose product is annotated as WD repeat domain 46. Gene Ontology annotation, biological process: maturation of SSU-rRNA from tricistronic rRNA transcript (SSU-rRNA, 5.8S rRNA, LSU-rRNA). Lineage: Eukaryota; Metazoa; Chordata; Actinopteri; Cypriniformes; Cobitidae. Gene Ontology annotation, cellular component: small-subunit processome; nucleolus; 90S preribosome. Gene Ontology annotation, molecular function: protein binding. The record is from RefSeq and is a predicted model, not a curated record.
ACACUCCGGUCCAGUUGAUGGCGGUAAUACACCAUAAGUUGGCUUGUCAACCGCCAUUAAACACUACAAGAAGAAGAAGAAGUCAUUCAAAACAAAGAUGGCGGCGCCCGUGGCAGACACGGCGAAGAGUGCACACGUGGAGAAAAAGAAUAAGAAAAAGCCUGUGAAACGUUAUUGGGAGGUUACAGAAGAAACAGGGCAGAAGAGGCAAGACCAGGACAAUCCAGACCAGACCACAUCAACAAAAGACACAAGACCAUUGAAAAUAAAGAAGACUGGACAGAGCCAAUCAUGGAAAAAUGACCCUUUCCCUGGUGAGGCCCCUAUACCACAGAAACAGCUCCAGAAGUUUCAGAGAGGAGCUAAACAUAAAGUGCCUGCAGGGGCUCAUGGGAAGCUGAAGGAGGCCAUUGUGUGGUCUAAGACAGUGUCUGAACUCGCACAGAAACAAGCUGCACGAUACGAUCUCUUACUACCAGAAGAUGCUGGUUUCUUGGAAGGAGAUGAUGAUGAAGACACAUGCAGGAUCUCUCAAGAGGACAUUGCAGAUGCAGUCGACAUCACGUCUGGAUCAAAGUACUUCAACUUACAUCUUACCCAGUUUGGACCAUAUAGGAUUGACUACAGCAGAACUGGACGGCAUCUGCUGUUGGGUGGAAGGAGAGGUCAUGUGGCCUGUAUCGACUGGCAAACCAAAAACCUCACGUGUGAAAUGAGUGUCAUGGAAACAGUGAAUGAUGUUAAGUGGCUUCACACAGAGGCCAUGUUUGCUGUAGCCCAGAAGAAGUGGCUUUACAUCUAUGACUCGAAAGGCACCGAGCUCCACUGUGUGAAGAAAUUCAAUGACGUCUUGAAAAUGCAGUUUCUGCCAUAUCACUUUCUUCUUGCUACAGCGAGUGCCACAGGGUUUCUGCAAUACCUGGAUGUGUCGGUGGGUAAAGAGAUCGCAGCCAUCUGUACGAAAAUGGGGCGGUUAGACGUGAUGUCACAGAAUCCCUAUAAUGCUGUCAUUCAUCUGGGCCACCCAAACGGUACCGUCAGUCUGUGGUCGCCCAAUCAGAAAGAGCCACUUAUAAAGAUGUUGUGUCAUCGGGGUGCCGUUCGUUCCCUAACAGUGGAUAAAACUGGCACGUACAUGGUGACAUCAGGUCUGGACAGAAAGCUCAAGGUGUAUGACAUACGAGCUUUUAAACCUCUUCAUUCAUACUUUCUGCCUGCUGGAGCCUCUUGUCUAUCUUUAAGUCAGAAAGGACUGCUUAGUGCUUCUACUGGAGAUGUUGUACAGGUUUAUCAGAACGUUUGGGGAGGUAACCCUGUAUCCAAACCUUACAUGGCUCAUCGUGUGCGAGGGCAGGUGUGGGGUGUUGCUUACUGCCCUUUUGAGGACGUUCUAGGAAUUGGACAUGGACAGGGCUUCACCAGCAUGAUUAUACCAGGUGCGGGAGAACCAAACUUUGACGCUCUCGAUACAAACCCGUACCGCAGUGCUAAACAGCGACAGGAAUGGGAGGUCAAGGCUCUGCUGGAGAAGGUGCAGCCGGAGCUGAUCAGUUUGGACCCUACACAGCUGAGUAAAGUGGACCAGGGCAGCUUUGAGCAGAGACACAAGGAAAGAGUUGAGGUUUUGGGUUAUGAUCCAUUGGCAAAAGAAAAAUUUAAGCCAAGGACAAAGAAGAAGGGAAGAAGCUCGGCUGGAGCGAUAGAGAAACGAAAGAGGAAAGUGGCCCACGAGGAUCAGAGGGAUGUAAUUCGACAAACAGUAGAAGAGCGAAUGGAGAAGGAAAAACAGCAAAAGGAGAAAUCCAGUGAAAGCAAAGAGUUGAGCAAGAAGUCGGCACUCGACCGUUUUAGAAAACAGGGCAAAUAACACUCAGUGCACAAAGACACCUACUUUUGUGAUUUUUGACAUUUUUUUUGUUCUCUGAGUGUCCAUGUUUUGUUUGUUUAAUAAAAAAUAUACAGAUAUAUAAGUUA